GAGCGCAGCGGAGAGGAUGCCUCGCUCCUUCCUGGUGAAGAGCAAGAGGGCUCACACUUAUCAUCAACCACGAGCACUGCACGACUGCACAGGUCCUUGGCGUGAUGGUGGUGGGUAUCCUCCUGCGGACCCGUCCGGUUCCGCGUGGAGCUUUCCCGCAAAGGAAGCGGUGGUGACCGCGGACGCGUCGUCUCUCUCUCUGGGUUGCCUCGUUCCGAAGGCGCCUGACUCCUCUCCCAAGUCCCCGUCAAGCUGCGCAGGCAGUCUGUGCGCGUCCUCGCCGGACUAUGAAGGCUUCUGGAGGCCGCCGUCCCCGUCUGCCUCGCCUGUAGAUUCGCUCAAGUCUUUUUCCCCUUUGAUGGACGAUACGACGGCCUUUUCAGUUCCCUUCCGGCCGUACGAUUGGAGCGGAUACUCAACCCCCGUUGUGCAGGGCCUCUAUCCAGCCACGGUCCCUUCGGUGCACGGCUUUUACGCGGAGCCGGGCGCGCAGGUGCUCCAGCAGUCGUCCGCUUACGCUCAGCAGGCGCUGCGGACUUACAGCCGCCACGCCGUCGCCGCCGCCUCACUGCUCUUCCACGACAGGGGGGCCCUGCACGCCCACCACAUUGAGGCCCACCGCGAGGCCCCGCCGGAUGUUUGCGCCAGCCUGGCGCUCCACGGCGCCUUCAAAUGUGUCAAGUGCAGCAAGGUCUUCUCCACUCCGCAUGGGCUGGAGGUGCACGUUCGCAGGUCCCACAGCGGGACUCGGCCCUUCGCGUGCCCCGUCUGCAGCAAAACCUUCGGACAUGCCGUCAGUCUGGAGCAGCACAAGGCCGUGCACUCGCAGGAGAGGAGCUUCGACUGCAAGAUCUGCGGCAAGAGCUUCAAGCGCUCAUCCACGCUGUCCACGCACCUCCUGAUCCACUCGGACACGCGUCCCUACGCCUGCCAGUACUGCGGCAAGCGCUUCCAUCAGAAGUCGGACAUGAAGAAGCACACCUUCAUCCACACGGGGGAAAAGCCGCACAAGUGCCAGGUGUGCGGCAAGGCCUUCAGCCAGAGCUCCAACCUCAUCACGCACAGUCGCAAACACAGCGGCUACAAGCCCUUCGCCUGCCACCUCUGCAGCAAAGGGUUCCAGAGGAAGGUCGACCUGCGCAGGCACAAGGACACGCAGCACGGGAUCAAGUGAUGGCGAGGCGCUAACAGACUUUUUUGCCAACGCUUGUUUGUCUUCUGUCCUGGGACCUGUCCUCGUCUGUUAAGCCACCACCAUCAAAUAUGUUGCUAUCGGAAGGACAACGUAAAAGUGAAAGAUAGACUUCUCAAAAGCACCAAUAUCGCAGAUUAAUUCAUGUUGAAUGGGUCUUACACCAAAAAUGUCCAUACUGAUAUAUAGAGACGUUAAACACUAAAAAAAAAAUACAUGCAUAAAAUACUAGAGAUUAGAAUCUUGUUUUGUUUGUUGUCACUCAACCUCUGAAGUCAUGCUGGCAAAAUAUCAAGUCAGAUUUGAGCAUUUUCUUUUUCUUUUCUCACCACUCAAAUGUUUUCCCCUCCUGCUUUGACCAAACUGCAAUAAACGGCAGAAUGAAUGAAUGAAUGAAUCUAAUUAAUCAUUUAUCUUAUUUGACCAACCUACAAAAAUUGUUUUCAACCAAACGACAAUACAUGAGAUGAUUUAUUAAAGACAAAUAGAACGCGA
This is a messenger RNA of Syngnathus acus (greater pipefish), 1687 nucleotides long. RefSeq names its product zinc finger protein Gfi-1-like. The transcript is spliced from 5 exons. Gene Ontology annotation, cellular component: nucleus. The coding region runs from base 17 to 1174 and encodes 385 amino acids. The record is from RefSeq and is a predicted model, not a curated record. Lineage: Eukaryota; Metazoa; Chordata; Actinopteri; Syngnathiformes; Syngnathidae.